Messenger RNA from Cucurbita maxima (winter squash), 1554 nucleotides. RefSeq names its product leucine-rich repeat extensin-like protein 6. Bases 28 to 1554 code for a protein of 508 amino acids. The transcript has a single exon. Gene Ontology annotation, molecular function: protein binding. The record is from RefSeq and is a predicted model, not a curated record. NCBI's taxonomy places the organism in Eukaryota, Viridiplantae, Streptophyta, Magnoliopsida, Cucurbitales, Cucurbitaceae.
ACCAUGCCUCAUUAAACCUCUUCCAAAAUGAAAACCUCCAGCUUCCCUCUCCCAAAAUCUCUCCUCCUCGUCUCCAUCCUCAUCCUCCUCUCCAACCCUUCAUAUCAAGCGACUCCCCCGCCGCCAUCGCCGCCGCAGCCGCCAUUUCUCCCUAACCCGAGGCUUCUCAAGGCCUACACUGCUCUCCAAGCUUGGAAACAUGCCAUCACUGCCGACCCAAACAACUUCACCGCUGACUGGUACGGCCCCAACGUAUGCAACUACUCCGGCAUUUUCUGUGCCCCCGAUCCCGACGACCCCUACAUCCUCACCGUCGGCGGGAUCGACCUCAACCACGCCAACCUGUCGGGCACCCUACCCGACGACCUCGGCCUCCUGACCGACCUUGCUCUGUUCCACAUCAACUCCAACCGCUUCUGCGGUACUAUCCCCGAGUCCUUCCGAUGCCUCACUCGCCUAUUUGAGCUCGACCUCAGCAACAAUGGCUUCUCCGGCGAAUUCCCUUCUGCAAUUCUCUCUCUUGCUGCUCUCAAAUUCCUCGAUAUUCGAUUCAACAAAUUCCAUGGGGAUCUCCCUUCUCCCCUGUUUGACAUGAAACUCGAUGCUCUGUUCAUCAAUAAUAACGCUUUCAAAUUCUCCUUACCGGAAAACAUCGGCAAUUCCCCUGUUUCUGUUCUGGUUUUUGCUAAUAACAACAUCAAUGGCUGCCUCCCCUCCAGUUUAUCCAACAUGAAGAAUACACUCAAUGAAAUUAUAAUCACGAAUAGUGGGUUGAAUGGGUGUUUGCCGCCGGAAAUUGGGUCGUUGAGCAAUCUCGCCGUCUUCGAUGUCAGUGACAACAAUCUCGUCGGAUCGCUGCCGGAGACGAUGGCCGGAAUGAAGAAAUUGGAGCAGCUAAAUGUCGCACAUAACCAAUUAUCCGGUGAAAUUCCGGCAAGUAUUUGCUCGUUGCCAAAAUUGCAGAAUUUCACGUACUCGUAUAAUUUCUUCUGCAGUGAGCCGUCAGUGUGCCUGAAACUUCAGGCCAGCGAUGACCAGAAAAAUUGUUUGCCGGAAAGGCCACUGCAACGUUCGCCGGAGGAAUGUAAAGCUUUCUACUCUUACUCUGUUGACUGCGGCGUCUUUGGUUGUACUCAUCGGCCGCCACCGCCACCACCUCCUCCUCCUCCGCCCCCGCCCUCGCCUCCUCCUCCACCUCCUCCACCGCCCCCUCCCCCUCCCCCUCCUCCGCCACCGCCACCACCUCCUCCUCCUCCGCCCCCGCCCUCGCCUCCUCCUCCACCUCCUCCACCGCCCCCUCCCCCUCCCCCUCCUCCGCCACCGCCACCACCUCCUCCUCCUCCGCCCCCGCCCUCGCCUCCUCCUCCACCUCCUCCACCGCCCCCUCCCCCUCCCCCUCCUCCGCCACCGCCACCACCUCCUCCUCCUCCGCCCCCGCCCUCGCCUCCUCCUCCACCUCCUCCACCGCCCCCUCCCCCUCCCCCUCCUCCGCCACCGCCACCACCGCCACCUCCACCGCCGCCACCGCCGCCACCGUAUUAUCAGUAUCCGUAG